CUUGGGCGUUCCAUUGAGCUCGAGGUCCCGGUCAAGAGUCAAAUAACGUUCACACACAUUAAUUAAUGUUAAAUUUUGAAUUUAAUUGUGAGCAGUAAUAUUCUAAUGAAGUCAACAUGCUGAAAAAUCUGAGAAGGAAAGCUCCUGAAAAGGACAAGCUAGGGCAUGAUCUAUUCAAAUUCGCCAAGAUUGGAGAACAUGGCUUUCAACACAAACCUAGUGCAAUAGCUUAUGAUUCAAAAUUACAACUUCUUGCUAUUGGAACAAGGACAGGGAAUUUAAGAGUUUAUGGAAAGCCUGGUGUUGAGUUAGUUGCACAAGAAUCAUCAGCAGCAUCAUCAAGUAUACAAGAAUUAUUUUUUUUAGAAGAACAGGGUCGUAUUAUCAGUGUUUGUGAUGAUGGAGAACAGAAUUCUCUCCAUCUUUGGGAAAUUAAUAAUCCAUAUGGUCAAAAAUCUAUAUUAGAAGAAGUUAAAGCAUGCACACUAGAGGGAAGGCUUAAAAAGAUAUCUGUGUGCUGCCUGUCCACUGCUCGAGAAUGUUUAUAUAUUGGUACAGAGGGAGGUCAUAUUUAUGUUUUGGAUUUAAAUUCAUUUGAACUAAAAGAUCAUGUAAUAUACCAAGAUAUUAUUAUGCAAAGCUUGUCAAGUGAAGUCAACAAAACUAAUGGAGGGUCAGUAGAAGCAUUACAAGAACACCCAACUGAUCCCGAGAAGUUAUUAAUUGGUUACAAAAAAGGAAUCAUAGUACUGUGGAAUCAAGAUAAAAUAAAAGCUGAAGGAACAUUUGUAUCAUCGCAAGAUGUUGAAAGUGUUUCAUGGAAUCCAAACUGUAGACAAUUUAUUAGUGCACAUGAGCAUGGUAGUUUGUCUGUUUGGAACAUACCUGAUAACGAAGAUGCAGAUGUUGUUCAGGAGACAUCUACACCUUUCGGUCCAUUUCCUUGUAAAGCAAUUCGUAAAGUUGAAUGGCAUGACCCCACUGUUAUAUUUUCUGGUGGGCUACCGCGGGCAUCGUAUGGUGACAAACACUGUGUGUCUAUUUUACAAGGAAACACUGUACAAGUGGUACUAGAUUUUACUUCAAAAGUAAUCGAUUUCUUUUCAAUCCGGGACCCUUCAUCAGUAACUCCAACUGCCUUAGUAGUUUUGUGUGAAGAAGAAAUUGUCGUUGUUGAUUUAAUGAGUUCUGAAAAGAGUUUUCCAGUGUAUACCAAGCCAUAUCUUGCUUGUUUACAUUCUUCACAUAUCACAACAUCUACACACAUAACAAACUGUCCAGAUGAUCUGUGGACAUACUUAAUACAAGCUGGUGAAGAACAGUCAGGAGCUGAUACAACCAGCAAGACAUGGCCAGUGUUGGGAGGAAAUAGAUUGAUACAAGAAACUAGUAAAAAAGAUUUAAUGAUUACAGGGCAUGAAGAUGGCACAGUAAAAUUCUGGGAUGUUUCUUCUCUGUCAUUUAAUUUAUUAUAUACUAUAUAUACCGGUAAAUUAUUUCAAAGUGAUUAUGAUGACGGACCACCUCCAGAAGAUCCUGAUGAAGAAGACUGGCCACCUUUUAAGAAAGUUGGUAAUUUUGACCCGUUUACAGACGAUCCUCGCUUCGUGAUACAAAAGCUACUUCUUUGUCCAGUUUCAAAAAAUCUUAUAGUUGGUGGAAGUGGUGGCCAGUUAGUAAUAUAUGAGCUUCACAAAGAUGCUGUGAUUCGGGAAAGUGCUGAGAUGGUGGACAUCAAUGUUAUUGCUAACUUGGAUGGAUUUGAGUGGAAAGGCCUUGGACCAUUAUCUCUUCGCACAGAUCCACAUGAUAAGCACUUUGGACCUGUUCCAGUAAAAGUAUUGCAGCUUAAACCAUCUGCUCCUAUUACAGCUGUUGCUAUGGAAAGUGCAUGGGGUUUAGUUGCAGCUGGAACUUGUCAUGGUCUUAUUGUUUACGACAUCAUCUCUAGUAAACUUGCGCUAAUCAAAUGUACUGUUAAUCCAACAGACUUAGCCAACACUGGUGCAGGGAUCCAGCGAAAGAGAACUUUAGCAAAGUCUUUACGUGAUUCAUUUAGAAGGUUGCGUAGUAGGCGUGGCUCUAAAAAGAGACCAAAACCUGAGAAACAAGAAGGAACUAGUUCGCCCAACACCGGUGUGCGCUCCUUACCAGCGUAUGAAGCAGCUCCACAGACACGAUUAAUAGAUGAAAACAGAGUAGACGAGGCUGUGUUAAGUAUGGUGCGGUGCUUAUACUUUGGCGAAACGUUUCUUGGCGAUGCUGAUCACCUCACACCAACAUUAUGGGCAGGAACAAAUGCUGGUUAUAUAUAUGUUUACUCAGUAACUGUACCUGAUAAAACGAAUAGAGACUCUACAGCUAUUAAAACUGAAGUUGGAAAAGAGCUCAAACUUAAACACCAUGCACCAGUUGUAAAUAUAUUUGUUGUGGAUAGACAUGGUGUUCCUAUUGCAUCUGUGGCAGAGACUACUGCUGGUCGUAUGGUCUCGGCAGAUAUGACAGGCGGACAUUCUGUUGUUAUUUCGUCAGAAGAACAAUUUAAAGUAUUUUCUUUACCUGGGUUAAGACCAAGAAACAAGGAAAAGUUAACUGCUGUUGACGGUUCUAGAGUACGCAAGUUAGGAAUUAUGGAAGUAAAGGGAAAAGUUGACGGCCAAGACGUUAUACAUCACUGUUUAGUAUGUCUGACCAACUUGGGAGAUGUUGCAGUAUACAGCAUUCCUAAUUUAAAAGUACAAAUCAAGAAAAAUAUUAUUAAAAGAGAAGACAUAGGCAACGAUGCUGAAAACACGUCAUACCAGAGAGCUAUCUCAUCACUACUUUUCACACGUUCUGGUGAAGGAUUCUUUUUAAAAUCACCAUCUGAAAUGCAACGGUUUUGUUUGAUCUCGGCUAACACGCUUACGUCUGACACAAUAAUAAAAUUAAAACGUGGUAUGCGACCUGACGAAGAUGAACGUUAUGAAGAGGAAGAACGCGAGUUAGCGAGUAGUCCCGCAUCAGCGGAGAGCAAUCACAUAAUUAGCGGAGAGGAAAAAGAGGAAGCUGAACCGGUUACAAAUAUUUCCAACAAAAGCAUCGAUGGUGAUGAAGCUGUUGCAGCGGAAAGUUAACUCGCUACAUACGCCGUUACAGAAGUGUGGAAUAAAGUCUGGCUCUCCCCCGCAGGUUAAUAAAUGAAGAAUGUUUUUAUUUUUCUAAGUGAUAGCAACAUUUCAUUUCAACAUGCACAAGUUAAGUUUGCUUAGCACAGUAGUGGAUAUUACUAAGCAUUACACAUACAGUACUAUUAGUUCACGUAUGAACGACGAACAUAGCUUCAACUAUGUUCUCCUCCACUUUGCGAGAAGAAGCUGGGGUAGCAUGGACGUAGUAAAUUUUAUUUGCAUUUUUUUUAUUUUUGUGAUGAAAAAUUAUUUUAAUUUUACGUAGCUUUUACUAAGAAUUUUAAGUGUGUAUUAUAUCUAUUGCUUUGAUAAUAAAGUAAUUCUAGAUUUUCAAGAAUUUCAAUUCUUACAGAACACCGAGGGCUGUAACACUUUUAGUUGUUAGUUGGAAACGUAAUUCCCAGUUUGUUCUUACAUUGGUGCAUCUAAGAGCACACUGCCCGUGAUAGGACUGAACCCUUGAUUUUUUGUAUGCACCGCGGCUUUUUAUCCAGCUUAAAAUCUCGUGAUGUAAACCAACCCUAAAAGUACAGUUGUGCUUGGUGUGUGCAAACUUUUAAUUUGUAGGAAUUAGUGUAAAUUGUGAUGCGUGAUGAAAUAAUUAUUUUUAUGACAAUUUUUCUUUUUCGAAAGUUAUUUUAUAUUGUAAAUUAAUAGAUUAUGCAAACAUUAGAACUUGUAUGAGGAUUUGAAGAAGUCCUGUGAACUAGGUUAUCUUCUGUUACAACUCAUGGACACGCGAAAAUUUUAAUUUUUUACUAAAAGGUAUUGAGAGUCGUGUAAAUAAGCCCUUACAACUGUUUUGGUUUCUUACGUGGUGCGUGUGUAGGUUAUUUGGUCUGUUAGUGUUGCGUGUAAUUUAUCUUACUCAUUUUGUCAAGUUUUUAACCUAGAUGUAAAACUUCUUCACUCAUACCCCCGAUUUAUCCUUGUAUCUUGAACACUACGUUAUACCAAAAACAGUAUGUUAUAUUUGAAGACUGAUACUUUCUCAGUGCACAUCACAAACACGAUUAAUAAAAAGGUUUGUCUUCAACAUUUUUAUUCAGUUUUUAUCAACGUACAAAUAUGCAAAGUUGGGUUUACACUAUGAACUAGAUUUCAAAUUUUAUCUGAUGUAUUUAUUCCAUAGUCUUUGAGAUAUAUUGUAGAAAUAAAUUGUCAAUAAUUAAAA
Hydractinia symbiolongicarpus is the source of this 4344-nucleotide messenger RNA. RefSeq names its product lethal(2) giant larvae protein homolog 1-like. The record is from RefSeq and is a predicted model, not a curated record. Gene Ontology annotation, biological process: establishment of spindle orientation; regulation of protein secretion; cortical actin cytoskeleton organization. Gene Ontology annotation, cellular component: cortical actin cytoskeleton; plasma membrane; cytoplasm. The transcript has 19 exons. NCBI's taxonomy places the organism in Eukaryota, Metazoa, Cnidaria, Hydrozoa, Anthoathecata, Hydractiniidae. Gene Ontology annotation, molecular function: myosin II binding; syntaxin binding; GTPase activator activity. The coding region runs from base 117 to 3116 and encodes 999 amino acids.